AUUUUUAAUUUCUGUUUUAUAUGUAGAUAAUAGAGUGGAUGAAAGUAAGGAAAAUUAACUUUUCCCUCAGAGAUUAUGCUGUACAUUUGGAUCUAAUUGGAAAAGUUAACGGUAUAGCUGCAGCGGAGAGCUAUUUUGAGGGCCUCUUGCCUGCUGCAAAGAAUCACCGUACUUAUGGAGUACUUCUUAACAGCUAUUGUGUGGAAAAAAUGGCUGAUAAGGCAGUGGGUCUCUUCGAAAAAAUGGAUGAAAUGAACAUGAUAUCCAAAGUGCUGCCUUUUAAUAAUCUUAUGUCUUUGUAUAUGAGAUCAGAGAAGCCAGAGGGAGUGCUUCUCUUGAGAGAAGAAAUGAAGAAAAGGGACAUCCAACCAGACACAUUUACUUAUACCAUAUUGAUGCACAGUUAUUCACGUUUAAAUGAUAUUGAGGGAGCAGAAAGAGUUUUUGAGGAGAUAAAACGGGAAAAUGCAAAGGUGUGUGAUUGGACAACGUAUAGUAACUUGGCAGUUCUUUAUGUCAAGGCUGGACUUCAUGAGAAAACUGAGUUGGCUCUAAAAAUGCUAGAGCAGGAGAUGGGGCCUAGAAAUUGUGAGGCAUACCAUUUUUUGAUAAGUUUAGAUGCAAAUCUCUGA
Messenger RNA from Olea europaea var. sylvestris, 632 nucleotides. RefSeq names its product pentatricopeptide repeat-containing protein At1g02370, mitochondrial-like. Gene Ontology annotation, cellular component: mitochondrion. The record is from RefSeq and is a predicted model, not a curated record. Gene Ontology annotation, molecular function: protein binding. Lineage: Eukaryota; Viridiplantae; Streptophyta; Magnoliopsida; Lamiales; Oleaceae. The transcript has a single exon. The coding region runs from base 39 to 632 and encodes 197 amino acids.